Molecule: messenger RNA, 2568 nt
Organism: Thalassophryne amazonica
Lineage: Eukaryota; Metazoa; Chordata; Actinopteri; Batrachoidiformes; Batrachoididae
Gene: ncaldb
Product: neurocalcin delta b
Exons: 4
Coding region: 248-826 (192 amino acids)
Biological process (GO): calcium-mediated signaling
Cellular component (GO): cytosol
Molecular function (GO): tubulin binding; actin binding; calcium ion binding
Source: RefSeq, a predicted model, not a curated record
ACGUGCUGUGCAGCUUCAGGAGGAAACAUCCUGCCGGAGUUUGGACUCAGAGCAGCUCGCUGAAAACCUGCUCCUGCUACCUGUUGCCUGUCUCUGAAACUUCACAGUCGACGCGAGGUGAUGGACUAUUAAAGAGACUUUGAGCAGGCCUCCAGAGCGAGUUGAAAAAGCCGAGGUAAGCUGUGGUAGUUUGUCGGCUUCUUGUCCAGCUGUCUAAGGUACCACAGCCUCAACAAAAGCAGCAACCAUGGGCAAACAGAACAGCAAGCUCCGAACUGAGGUCAUGCAGGACCUGGUGGAGAACACAGACUUCACCGAGCACGAAAUCUCAGAGUGGUAUAAGGGCUUCCUGCGAGACUGCCCCAGUGGCGCACUCUCCAUGGAAGAGUUCAAGAAGAUCUAUGCCAACUUCUUCCCGUAUGGCGAUGCCUCCAAGUUUGCCGAACACGUCUUUCGUACAUUUGAUGCCAACGGAGAUGGGACUAUAGACUUCAGAGAGUUCAUUAUUGCCCUGAGUGUGACUUCACGUGGUCGGCUGGACCAGAAGUUGAAGUGGGCUUUCAGUAUGUAUGACUUGGACGGGAAUGGCUACAUUAGCAAGGCAGAGAUGCUUGAGAUUGUAACGGCUAUUUACAAGAUGGUGUCGUCGGUGAUGAAAAUGCCCGAGGACGAGUCCACUCCAGAGAAACGCACAGACAAGAUCUUCAGGCAGAUGGACACAAAUCGAGACGGUAAACUGUCUCUGGAGGAGUUUGUUGAGGGAGCGAAAAACGACCCUUCUAUCGUUCGGCUGCUUCAGUGUGAUCCCAGCAGUGCUGGCCAGUAAACCCCUGGAUGGACAUUUCUUCUUUGAAUCAUUUGACUCGUUUUUCAAAUCUCUCCCUGCUGGCCCCUUCUGAGAUGGUUGAUGUUUGAUCUUUACAGCGGUAGAGGCACGUGCACACACACAUAUAUAAAUGUCAACAUAUUGGCUACAUACUAUGAAUAACAAAAACCCUCAGUGGACGUAGUUCUUCACACGUGCGCCUCUCCGCCUGAUGGAACGCAACAGUUCAUGAGGGACUCGUAAGGUACAAAUAUAAGUUCAAAGGACUUGAGUCCCCUGAAAGACUUUUUCAACACUGAAUCAGAGUUCUGUGUGUGAGAAGAUUGUCAGCGAGGAUAAAUUGACGUGUACACAAGGAUUGUGCGAUUUCUUCAGAAUUGAGCCAAACCCCAAGUUGGCUUUGUUUUUGUUUGUUUUUUGUCUGUGCGCAGUGGAAGUGAAUCUAAACGACUUGGCUUGUGUGAUAAAGUAUUGCAUUCGAUCUCUGUGUUAACAUUGGAUGAAAUGAAGUGUGUGUAGACACAAGAUAAAUGAUACUUUUUAAAAUCAAUGAAGAAUUUUCAGAAGGGAAGACUUUAAAAAAAAAAAGUACACUUGGGCAAAAUGUUACAUUGCACCAAAUCUGACUGAUCGAAGAGGAGCGUUUUCAAAGUGGCUGUCUUUUAUUUUGAAAGUGACUUUUUAUAGCUCAUGCACACUCACACGUUGACAUAUUGAUGAAUAUAUGAAUCUGACAUGCAUAUAAAUGGAGCUGUGAUUCUUUUAUUUUUUAACAAUUGUGUAAGCAAAACAGUUAGAUAUAUGAAUAUAUAGUGUGUACUUGUAUAUUCUUUUACUUUUCGUUAACAUUGUAAUUUGUCACAAAGGAAGAGUCCCUUUGGAAAAAAAAUUUAAGUAUAAUUUAUUGGAUUGUGUUCGAAUUUCUAUUCUACUUGGCAAACAUAUGAAAGUUGUACUGUGUAUUCGCUCAUUUAUGCUCGAAACGUUACAAGGAGACGACCACAAAUACUGUUAUGCAUCACGCUUUAAUCAUCCACUAAUAUGUAGGCAGCUGAUUUUCUGUCUGUUUACAAAAAAAAAACAAAAACCCAGAACUCUGAGAUUUGAACGGUUGCAGGUGUUUGGAUGAUGCGAUAUUUCUCAGAAAACCUGUCAAAGUCGGCGGUCAUCAUCCUGAACGUUGGUGUAAAAUCUUUCUCCAUAUGGUAUAUGCAGCAUUACUGUGCAAUGUCUUUAAUGUUUUUGUGCAAAUCUGACAUGUUGAAUGUGCACUUUCAUGUCCCUGCUGUACACAAACACAGAACGUUCAGAAAUUUUAUUUGUUGUAAUAUUUUAAAGUAACCUGCAACGAUGGCGUUCAAACAUUUGCAACUAUAGCGCACAGUAAAGUACAUUUAACGCUGACUAGCGCUGAAGUCGGCAAUGAGUAGUGUUUUCACAGAUGCAUAAAUGUUGAAAUGACAUCAUGAAAACAGGCAACACUUGUGAGAAAUUUUCUGGGCUUCUGCAUAUUUCAAGUAAAUGGGUUUGGUACUUAAUUCACACAUUUCACGCAAUAGCAUCUUGUGGUCAAGUGCCAAAAAUAGAUGAUGAAAAGUCAUAGUAUUGCAUCUGUUUGUAUUGUACAUUGUCUGUUGAACAAAAGAAAGCAUCAAUGUAUCAUUUUUGUAGAUUUUGUAUUGUUUAUUGCUUUAUGUUCUGUGUAGAAUUUCAUUUUGUUAUUCAAAUAAAAUAAUGAACAA